CACCUCAUCCAUCACGGCAGGGACACUGCCAGCAGCACCGGGGCCAGACCUGCCCACGGCUUCCAGGUUCUGGACGACAGCUGAGACCGGCCGAGCCCCCGGGAGAUGCUGAUGCCGAUGCAGAUGCAGAGGAUGAAGAUUCUGUUAAUGAAGUGGCAGUAGAAGACAUUCGUCCAAGGCCACAAGGAUCCUCUCCAGUUUAUGAGUAUCCCAUAGAAGAAGACUAUUCAAAGCUUCAAGAAGAAAACAGAAAACAUUCUACAGACAAAUCAAAACAGAGUCAUCCACAGGAGACAAUGGAAGUGACCCUGAAAACAGAAGUGGAAGCUGGUGCUAGUGGUUUUAGUGUGAAAGGUGGAGGAAAUGAAGGAAUAUUUAUUAAAAAAGUACUUAAGGAAUCUCCUGCUUCCAAAAUAUUUAGUCUUAGAGAAGGUGAUCAGCUUCUAAGUGCUACAAUAUUUUUCGAUAAUAUCAAAUAUGAAGAUGCACUCAAGAUUCUCCAAUAUUCUGAGCCAUACAGAGUCCAGUUCAGCCUCAAAAGAAAAAUUGCUGUGCAAGAAGAUCUAGAACACUCUACAGCCAAGCACAAAAAGGAAAGGAUAGGCCAGGAAAAAGAAGUCACUGAGAGCAUUCCUGAAGAAACACUGCAUGUUUCAGGAAAAGCCACUUCAGAAGAAGACAGGGAAACAUUAAUUGUAGGCCAAAGGGUAGGAAGAAGUAAGAGACCUAAAAAAGAUAGAUUAUCAUGGCCAAAAUUCCAAUCAAUUAAAAAUAAAAAGAUACUGAGGCACAGAAGAUCUCAUAGCACAUCAGAUGCAUAUGAGCCUGCUGUACAGGAUAUUUCCCCUACAAGCACGGACACAGAGUCUCAAUAUCCACAAGAAGUCCAUACCAAAGAGAAAAAAGGAAGCCAAAGGAAGCUGAAGUUCCCUAGCAUUGGAUUCAGAAUGCACAGAUCCAAAACAGAACCACAAGAGAAGCACAAAAAAGAAAUAAAAACUACACUGAUCUCUGAAAGAGAAGAAAUACAUAAAGAUGAUAUAAGCCUGGAAAAUCCCGAAAUCUUAACUGUUGAAAAUACAACAUCUCCUGCUUAUGAAAUGAAAACAGGGGAGGGACAUGAAACUUUAACAAAAGACUUAAAAGAGAUGAAAAAUGGCAUUCCAUCUCAUGUAAAACAAUGCCCUGAAGUUGAAAUAAGCAUUAAAAAAGACAAGGAAGCAACAUCAAAAUUUAGUCUACCUGAAGUACCAGACAUAACAACAGAGAUACCAAAGCCCAGUUUAGAAACAGCUGAUCUGAAAGUAAGCCCAACUAAAAAAUCACCACAAGCCUCAUCAAAAUCCCGAAAAAAGAAACAGAAAGGAACAGCAGAUAAAAAAGAUGCAGAAAGUGGAAUUAACAUAGACUUGAGCGAUCGCAGAGCUAAGGGAUCUGUACAGGUGAAAGGCCUAGAAAUAGGCACUGCUAAAGCAGAAUUACAGACAUCUGACACACUGGAAAGAGGAGAAAAACAAGCAGAAGAAGACACACAAAUACUAAAUAUUCAGAAAAAAAAAUAUGGAAUUUCAAUGUCCACCAGAGAAGAGACAGAGACUGACACUGCCAAACAGGGAGGUGAGGUUCCACAGACAGUACCAGAAAAAACAGCUGAUUUCAGUUCAGAGGACAGCAGGAAUUUCAAUGUGAAAACUCCCAUGCCGGAUGUGGAAUCAGAAGUGUCUACUUGGAAAAUACAAAUGCCAUCAGUCAAAGUGGCCAAAACACCUAAAACUGACAUAAAAAUAACAAGAGAAGAAAGCAGAGACGACACAGAAGAUAGGGUAAAAAAGGAAGGAAUAGAGGAAGAUGGCAUGCCCACAAAUGAAAGAGCCUUAAACAUAGAAAUUGGAAUGAAAACAGAAGAAAAAGAUAUAGAGGGGAAAGAAAGCAAAUUCAGACUGCCAAAGUUAAAAUUCCCUACGUUUACCUGGUCAAGUACAAAGGAAGAAAGGGCCCAGCCUGAAGCAAAGAUAAGUGAAAGCGAAGUAGAAGUGCAAACUGUGAUGAAUGCAGAAGAACUUCAGGUACAAGUACCGACAGGAGCAAUAAGAGUUCCAACUGGUGAAAUGAAAAGAGGGAUAUCCAAAGGAAAACUAGAUCAAAAUGACAUCGAACAAAACCCAGAAGGCCAGUUGAAAACUCUGCAAGAAUCAGCAAUAAAAUCAUCCCAAACAGAAAAAACCAGUGCAGACAUAACAGGAAAAAUAGAGAUUUCAAAAACUGAUAUUGAAAUACAGAAGAGAGAAUUCGGUAAAAAAGCAAAAGAUGAAAUUACAGAAAUUACAGCAUCAGACAAAAAAACACGCACAGUAGACAUAAGCCUGCCCUCUGUCGAUAUAACCCUUCCGAAGGCCAGCGUUGACCUGCAGGCGCCCGAGGCCACCCUCAGCCUGGAGGGAGAAGCCAAAGUCGCAGAGAAGGACGCCGCCAAGACCAAGGAUGGCAAGUUCAAGAUGCCCAAAUUCGGCAUGCCAUCUUUUGGCUGGUCCAGCAGCAAAGAGGCCAAGGGCACCGUGUCCGCCGAGGUGGACGUCAGCCUCAAGGAACCAGAAGUGCCGCUGCCCUCGGCAGUUGCUGAAGUGGACGUCACGCUGCCCUCGGCCGACAUCCAAGCGCCCGGUGUGGAGGUGACCGUAGAGACACCCGCCGUAGCAGCAGAGGGCGAGAAAGGCCGAUUCAAAAUGCCCGAUGUCAAGAUGCCCAGCGUCAAGCUGCCCAAAGUCAAAGGUCCCCAGGUGCAGGUCAGCCUGCCCAAGGCCGAAGUCUCGCUGGCCAAAGGCCAGGAGGGCGAAGUCGCCCUGCAGGGCCCCGAGGCUGAAGCCAGCCUGGAGGUGGCCUCAGGCAAAGCUGAAGGUGGUGGGAUGAAAAUACACAUGCCCAAAGUCAAGGUGCCCAGCGUGGUCUUCUCCAAGCCCACUGUCAAGUCUCCCAAGUUAGAGGCGGACGUCAGCCUCCCGCAGGCAGAGCUCAAGGCUGCUGACGCUGACCUCAGCAUCACGGCCCCCGACAUCAAGCUGCCCUCUGUCGAAGGCUCCCUGGAGCUCCAGGCGCCCGACAUCAACCUCAAAGGGCCCUCCGCCGAAGGAGAGCUCAAGUUGGAAGGCACGGGCCUGAAAGGCAAGCUCAAGAUGCCCAAGUUCGACAAGCCCAAAUUUGCAGUCUCGUCCUCCAAGGCUGAGGCGCCCACAGCCAAGGUCAGCCUGCCCAGCGCAGAAGUCGACCUCCCCUCUGCCACCGUGACAGCCACAGGGGAGGGCCCAGGGCUGGGCUUGAAAGCCGACGUUUCUGGCGCCAAGACCGAGGGCGCCGGCUGGAAGCUGGAGAAGCCCUCCCUCGAGAUGCCCAAAGCUGACAUCAAAGCACCCAAGGUGGACAUCAGCCUGCCAUCCGUCGAUGUCACCCUUCCAAAGGCCAGCGUUGACCUGCAGGCGCCCGAGGCCACCCUCAGCCUGGAGGGAGAAGCCAAAGUCGCAGAGAAGGACGCCGCCAAGACCAAGGAUGGCAAGUUCAAGAUGCCCAAAUUCGGCAUGCCAUCUUUUGGCUGGUCCAGCAGCAAAGAGGCCAAGGGCACCGUGUCCGCCGAGGUGGACGUCAGCCUCAAGGAACCAGAAGUGCCGCUGCCCUCGGCAGCUGCUGAAGUGGACGUCACGCUGCCCUCGGCCGACAUCCAAGCGCCCGGUGUGGAGGUGACCGUAGAGACACCCGCCGUAGCAGCAGAGGGCGAGAAAGGCCGAUUCAAAAUGCCCGAUGUCAAGAUGCCCAGCGUCAAGCUGCCCAAAGUCAAAGGUCCCCAGGUGCAGGUCAGCCUGCCCAAGGCCGAAGUCUCGCUGGCCAAAGGCCAGGAGGGCGAAGUCGCCCUGCAGGGCCCCGAGGCUGAAGCCAGCCUGGAGGUGGCCUCAGGCAAAGCUGAAGGUGGUGGGAUGAAAAUACACAUGCCCAAAGUCAAGGUGCCCAGCGUGGUCUUCUCCAAGCCCACUGUCAAGUCUCCCAAGUUGGAGGCGGACGUCAGCCUCCCGCAGGCAGAGCUCAAGGCUGCUGACGCUGACCUCAGCAUCACGGCCCCCGACAUCAAGCUGCCCUCUGUCGAAGGCUCCCUGGAGCUCCAGGCGCCCGACAUCGACCUCAAAGGGCCCUCCGCCGAAGGAGACAAGCUCAAGAUGCCCAAGUUCGACAAGCCCAAAUUUGCAGUCUCCUCCUCCAAGGCCGAGGCGCCCACAGCCAAGGUCAGCCUGCCCAGCGCAGAAGUCGACCUCCCCUCUGCCACCGUGACAGCCACAGGGGAGGGCCCAGGGCUGGGCUUGAAAGCCGACGUUUCUGGCGCCAAGACCGAGGGCGCCGGCUGGAAGCUGGAGAAGCCCUCCCUCGAGAUGCCCAAAGCUGACAUCAAAGCACCCAAGGUGGACAUCAGCCUGCCAUCCGUCGAUGUCACCCUUCCAAAGGCCAGCGUUGACCUGCAGGCGCCCAAGGCCACCCUCAGCCUGGAGGGAGAAGCCAAAGUCGCAGAGAAGGAGGCCGCCAAGACCAAGGAUGGCAAGUUCAAGAUGCCCAAAUUCGGCAUGCCAUCUUUUGGCUGGUCCAGCAGCAGAGAGGCCAAGGGCACCGUGUCCGCCGAGGUGGACGUCAGCCUCAAGGAACCAGAAGUGCCACUGCCCUCGGCAGCCGCAGAAGUGGAUGUCACGCUGCCCUCGGCCGACAUCCAAGCGCCUGGUGUGGAGGUGACCGUAGAGACACCCGCCGUAGCAGCAGAGGGCGAGAAAGGCCGAUUCAAAAUGCCCGAUGUCAAGAUGCCCAGCGUCAAGCUGCCCAAAGUCAAAGGUCCCCAGGUGCAGGUCAGCCUGCCCAAGGCCGAAGUCUCGCUGGCCAAAGGCCAGGAGGGCGAAGUCGCCCUGCAGGGCCCCGAGGCUGAAGCCAGCCUGGAGGUGGCCUCAGGCAAAGCUGAAGGUGGUGGGAUGAAAAUACACAUGCCCAAAGUCAAGGUGCCCAGCGUGGUCUUCUCCAAGCCCACUGUCAAGUCUCCCAAGCUGGAGGCGGACGUCAGCCUCCCGCAGGCAGAGCUCAAGGCUGCUGACGCUGACCUCAGCAUCACGGCCCCCGACAUCAAGCUGCCCUCUGUCGAAGGCUCCCUGGAGCUCCAGGCGCCCGACAUCGACCUCAAAGGGCCCUCCGCCGAAGGAGAGCUGAAGCUGGAUGGCACCGGCCUGAAAAGCAAGCUCAAGAUGCCCAAGUUCGACAAGCCCAAAUUUGCAGUCUCCUCCUCCAAGGCCGAGGCGCCCACAGCCAAGGUCAGCCUGCCCAGCGCAGAAGUCGACCUCCCCUCUGCCACCGUGACAGCCACAGGGGAGGGCCCAGGGCUGGGCUUGAAAGCCGACGUUUCUGGCGCCAAGACCGAGGGCGCCGGCUGGAAGCUGGAGAAGCCCUCCCUCGAGAUGCCCAAAGCUGACAUCAAAGCACCCAAGGUGGACAUCAGCCUGCCAUCCGUCGAUGUCACCCUUCCAAAGGCCAGCGUUGACCUGCAGGCGCCCGAGGCCACCCUCAGCCUGGAGGGAGAAGCCAAAGUCGCAGAGAAGGACGCCGCCAAGACCAAGGAUGGCAAGUUCAAGAUGCCCAAAUUCGGCAUGCCAUCUUUUGGCUGGUCCAGCAGCAGAGAGGCCAAGGGCACCGUGUCCGCCGAGGUGGACGUCAGCCUCAAGGAACCAGAAGUGCCGCUGCCCUCGGCAGCUGCUGAAGUGGACGUCACGCUGCCCUCGGCCGACAUCCAAGCGCCCGGUGUGGAGGUGACCGUAGAGACACCCGCCGUAGCAGCAGAGGGCGAGAAAGGCCGAUUCAAAAUGCCCGAUGUCAAGAUGCCCAGCGUCAAGCUGCCCAAAGUCAAAGGUCCCCAGGUGCAGGUCAGCCUGCCCAAGGCCGAAGUCUCGCUGGCCAAAGGCCAGGAGGGCGAAGUCGCCCUGCAGGGCCCCGAGGCUGAAGCCAGCCUGGAGGUGGCCUCAGGCAAAGCUGAAGGUGGUGGGAUGAAAAUACACAUGCCCAAAGUCAAGGUGCCCAGCGUGGUCUUCUCCAAGCCCACUGUCAAGUCUCCCAAGUUGGAGGCGGACGUCAGCCUCCCGCAGGCAGAGCUCAAGGCUGCUGACGCUGACCUCAGCAUCACGGCCCCCGACAUCAAGCUGCCCUCUGUCGAAGGCUCCCUGGAGCUCCAGGCGCCCGACAUCGACCUCAAAGGGCCCUCCGCCGAAGGAGAGCUGAAGCUGGAUGGCACCGGCCUGAAAAGCAAGCUCAAGAUGCCCAAGUUCGACAAGCCCAAAUUUGCAGUCUCCUCCUCCAAGGCCGAGGCGCCCACAGCCAAGGUCAGCCUGCCCAGCGCAGAAGUCGACCUCCCCUCUGCCACCGUGACAGCCACAGGGGAGGGCCCAGGGCUGGGCUUGAAAGCCGACGUUUCUGGCGCCAAGACCGAGGGCGCCGGCUGGAAGCUGGAGAAGCCCUCCCUCGAGAUGCCCAAAGCUGACAUCAAAGCACCCAAGGUGGACAUCAGCCUGCCAUCCGUCGAUGUCACCCUUCCAAAGGCCAGCGUUGACCUGCAGGCGCCCGAGGCCACCCUCAGCCUGGAGGGAGAAGCCAAAGUCGCAGAGAAGGAGGCCGCCAAGACCAAGGAUGGCAAGUUCAAGAUGCCCAAAUUCGGCAUGCCAUCUUUUGGCUGGUCCAGCAGCAGAGAGGCCAAGGGCACCGUGUCCGCCGAGGUGGACGUCAGCCUCAAGGAACCAGAAGUGCCACUGCCCUCGGCAGCCGCAGAAGUGGACGUCACGCUGCCCUCGGCCGACAUCCAAGCGCCCGGUGUGGAGGUGACCGUAGAGACACCCGCCGUAGCAGCAGAGGGCGAGAAAGGCCGAUUCAAAAUGCCCGAUGUCAAGAUGCCCAGCGUCAAGCUGCCCAAAGUCAAAGGUCCCCAGGUGCAGGUCAGCCUGCCCAAGGCCGAAGUCUCGCUGGCCAAAGGCCAGGAGGGCGAAGUCGCCCUGCAGGGCCCCGAGGCUGAAGCCAGCCUGGAGGUGGCCUCAGGCAAAGCUGAAGGUGGUGGGAUGAAAAUACACAUGCCCAAAGUCAAGGUGCCCAGCGUGGUCUUCUCCAAGCCCACUGUCAAGUCUCCCAAGCUGGAGGCGGACGUCAGCCUCCCGCAGGCAGAGCUCAAGGCUGCUGACGCUGACCUCAGCAUCACGGCCCCCGACAUCAAGCUGCCCUCUGUCGAAGGCUCCCUGGAGCUCCAGGCGCCCGACAUCGACCUCAAAGGGCUCUCCGCCGAAGGAGAGCUCAAGCUGGAAGGCACGGGCCUGAAAGGCAAGCUCAAGAUGCCCAAGUUCGACAAGCCCAAAUUUGCAGUCUCCUCCUCCAAGGCCGAGGCGCCCACAGCCAAGGUCAGCCUGCCCAGCGCAGAAGUCGACCUCCCCUCUGCCACCGUGACAGCAACAGGGGAGGGCCCCGGGCUGGGCUUGAAAGCCGACGUUUCUGGCGCCAAGACCGAGGGCGCCGGCUGGAAGCUGGAGAAGCCCUCCCUCGAGAUGCCCAAAGCUGACAUCAAAGCUCCCAAGGUGGACAUCAGCCUGCCAUCCGUCGAUGUCACCCUUCCAAAGGCCAGCGUUGACCUGCAGGCGCCCGAGGCCACCCUCAGCCUGGAGGGAGAAGCCAAAGUCGCAGAGAAGGACGCCGCCAAGACCAAGGAUGGCAAGUUCAAGAUGCCCAAAUUCGGCAUGCCAUCUUUUGGCUGGUCCAGCAGCAAAGAGGCCAAGGGCACCGUGUCCGCCGAGGUGGACGUCAGCCUCAAGGAACCAGAAGUGCCGCUGCCCUCGGCAGCCGCUGAAGUGGACGUCACGCUGCCCUCGGCCGACAUCCAAGCGCCCGGUGUGGAGGUGACCGUAGAGACACCCGCCGUAGCAGCAGAGGGCGAGAAAGGCCGAUUCAAAAUGCCCGAUGUCAAGAUGCCCAGCGUCAAGCUGCCCAAAGUCAAAGGUCCCCAGGUGCAGGUCAGCCUGCCCAAGGCCGAAGUCUCGCUGGCCAAAGGCCAGGAGGGCGAAGUCGCCCUGCAGGGCCCCGAGGCUGAAGCCAGCCUGGAGGUGGCCUCAGGCAAAGCUGAAGGUGGUGGGAUGAAAAUACACAUGCCCAAAGCCAAGGUGCCCAGCGUGGUCUUCUCCAAGCCCACUGUCAAGUCUCCCAAGUUGGAGGCGGACGUCAGCCUCCCGCAGGCAGAGCCAAAGGCUGCUGACGCUGACCUCAGCAUCACGGCCCCCGACAUCAAGCUGCCCUCUGUCGAAGGCUCCCUGGAGCUCCAGGCGCCCGACAUCGACCUCAAAGGGCCCUCCGCCGAAGGAGAGCUCAAGCUGGAAGGCACCGGCCUGAAAGGCAAGCUCAAGAUGCCCAAGUUCGACAAGCCCAAAUUUGCAGUCUCCUCCUCCAAGGCCGAGGCGCCCACAGCCAAGGUCAGCCUGCCCAGCGCAGAAGUCGACCUCCCCUCUGCCACCGUGACAGCCACAGGGGAGGGCCCAGGGCUGGGCUUGAAAGCCGACGUUUCUGGCGCCAAGACCGAGGGCGCCGGCUGGAAGCUGGAGAAGCCCUCCCUCGAGAUGCCCAAAGCUGACAUCAAAGCUCCCAAGGUGGACAUCAGCCUGCCCUCCGUCGAUGUCACCCUUCCAAAGGCCAGCGUUGACCUGCAGGCGCCCGAGGCCACCCUCAGCCUGGAGGGAGAAGCCAAAGUCGCAGAGAAGGAGGCCGCCAAGACCAAGGAUGGCAAGUUCAAGAUGCCCAAAUUCGGCAUGCCAUCUUUUGGCUGGUCCAGCAGCAGAGAGGCCAAGGGCACCGUGUCCGCCGAGGUGGACGUCAGCCUCAAGGAACCAGAAGUGCCGCUGCCCUCGGCAGCCGCAGAAGUGGACGUCACGCUGCCCUCGGCCGACAUCCAAGCGCCCGGUGUGGAGGUGACCGUAGAGACACCCGCCGUAGCAGCAGAGGGCGAGAAAGGCCGAUUCAAAAUGCCCGAUGUCAAGAUGCCCAGCGUCAAGCUGCCCAAAGUCAAAGGUCCCCAGGUGCAGGUCAGCCUGCCCAAGGCCGAAGUCUCGCUGGCCAAAGGCCAGGAGGGCGAAGUCGCCCUGCAGGGCCCCGAGGCUGAAGCCAGCCUGGAGGUGGCCUCAGGCAAAGCUGAAGGUGGUGGGAUGAAAAUACACAUGCCCAAAGUCAAGGUGCCCAGCGUGGUCUUCUCCAAGCCCACUGUCAAGUCUCCCAAGUUGGAGGCGGACGUCAGCCUCCCGCAGGCAGAGCUCAAGGCUGCUGACGCUGACCUCAGCAUCACGGCCCCCGACAUCAAGCUGCCCUCUGUCGAAGGCUCCCUGGAGCGCCAGGCGCCCGACAUCGACCUCAAAGGGCCCUCCGCCGAAGGAGAGCUCAAGCUGGAAGGCACCAGCCUGAAAGGCAAGCUCAAGAUGCCCAAGUUCGACAAGCCCAAAUUUGCAGUCUCCUCUUCCAAGGCUGAGGCGCCCACAGCCAAGGUCAGCCUGCCCAGCGCAGAAGUCGACCUCCCCUCUGCCACCGUGACAGCAACAGGGGAGGGCCCCGGGCUGGGCUUGAAAGCCGACGUUUCUGGCGCCAAGACCGAGGGCGCCGGCUGGAAGCUGGAGAAGCCCUCCCUCGAGAUGCCCAAAGCUGACAUCAAAGCUCCCAAGGUGGACAUCAGCCUGCCCUCCGUCGAUGUCACCCUUCCAAAGGCCAGCGUUGACCUGCAGGCGCCCGAGGCCACCCUCAGCCUGGAGGGAGAAGCCAAAGUCGCAGAGAAGGAGGCCGCCAAGACCAAGGAUGGCAAGUUCAAGAUGCCCAAAUUCGGCAUGCCAUCUUUUGGCUGGUCCAGCAGCAGAGAGGCCAAGGGCACCGUGUCCGCCGAGGUGGACGUCAGCCUCAAGGAACCAGAAGUGCCGCUGCCCUCGGCAGCCGCAGAAGUGGACGUCACGCUGCCCUCGGCCGACAUCCAAGCGCCCGGUGUGGAGGUGACCGUAGAGACACCCGCCGUAGCAGCAGAGGGCGAGAAAGGCCGAUUCAAAAUGCCCGAUGUCAAGAUGCCCAGCGUCAAGCUGCCCAAAGUCAAAGGUCCCCAGGUGCAGGUCAGCCUGCCCAAGGCCGAAGUCUCGCUGGCCAAAGGCCAGGAGGGCGAAGUCGCCCUGCAGGGCCCCGAGGCUGAAGCCAGCCUGGAGGUGGCCUCAGGCAAAGCUGAAGGUGGUGGGAUGAAAAUACACAUGCCCAAAGUCAAGGUGCCCAGCGUGGUCUUCUCCAAGCCCACUGUCAAGUCUCCCAAGUUGGAGGCGGACGUCAGCCUCCCGCAGGCAGAGCUCAAGGCUGCUGACGCUGACCUCAGCAUCACGGCCCCCGACAUCAAGCUGCCCUCUGUCGAAGGCUCCCUGGAGCUCCAGGCGCCCGACAUCGACCUCAAAGGGCCCUCCGCCGAAGGAGAGCUCAAGCUGGAAGGCACCGGCCUGAAAGGCAAGCUCAAGAUGCCCAAGUUCGACAAGCCCAAAUUUGCAGUCUCCUCCUCCAAGGCCGAGGCGCCCACAGCCAAGGUCAGCCUGCCCAGCGCAGAAGUCGACCUCCCCUCUGCCACCGUGACAGCCACAGGGGAGGGCCCAGGGCUGGGCUUGAAAGCCGACGUUUCUGGCGCCAAGACCGAGGGCGCCGGCUGGAAGCUGGAGAAGCCCUCCCUCGAGAUGCCCAAAGCUGACAUCAAAGCUCCCAAGGUGGACAUCAGCCUGCCAUCCGUCGAUGUCACCCUUCCAAAGGCCAGCGUUGACCUGCAGGCGCCCGAGGCCACCCUCAGCCUGGAGGGAGAAGCCAAAGUCGCAGAGAAGGAGGCCGCCAAGACCAAGGAUGGCAAGUUCAAGAUGCCCAAAUUCGGCAUGCCAUCUUUUGGCUGGUCCAGCAGCAAAGAGGCCAAGGGCACCGUGUCCGCCGAGGUGGACGUCAGCCUCAAGGAACCAGAAGUGCCGCUGCCCUCGGCAGCCGCUGAAGUGGACGUCACGCUGCCCUCGGCCGACAUCCAAGCGCCCGGUGUGGAGGUGACCGUAGAGACACCCGCCGUAGCAGCAGAGGGCGAGAAAGGCCGAUUCAAAAUGCCCGAUGUCAAGAUGCCCAGCGUCAAGCUGCCCAAAGUCAAAGGUCCCCAGGUGCAGGUCAGCCUGCCCAAGGCCGAAGUCUCGCUGGCCAAAGGCCAGGAGGGCGAAGUCGCCCUGCAGGGCCCCGAGGCUGAAGCCAGCCUGGAGGUGGCCUCAGGCAAAGCUGAAGGUGGUGGGAUGAAAAUACACAUGCCCAAAGCCAAGGUGCCCAGCGUGGUCUUCUCCAAGCCCACUGUCAAGUCUCCCAAGUUGGAGGCGGACGUCAGCCUCCCGCAGGCAGAGCUCAAGGCUGCUGACGCUGACCUCAGCAUCACGGCCCCCGACAUCAAGCUGCCCUCUGUCGAAGGCUCCCUGGAGCUCCAGGCGCCCGACAUCGACCUCAAAGGGCCCUCCGCCGAAGGAGAGCUCAAGCUGGAAGGCACCGGCCUGAAAGGCAAGCUCAAGAUGCCCAAGUUCGACAAGCCCAAAUUUGCAGUCUCCUCCUCCAAGGCCGAGGCGCCCACAGCCAAGGUCAGCCUGCCCAGCGCAGAAGUCGACCUCCCCUCUGCCACCGUGACAGCCACAGGGGAGGGCCCAGGGCUGGGCUUGAAAGCCGACGUUUCUGGCGCCAAGACCGAGGGCGCCGGCUGGAAGCUGGAGAAGCCCUCCCUCGAGAUGCCCAAAGCUGACAUCAAAGCUCCCAAGGUGGACAUCAGCCUGCCCUCCGUCGAUGUCACCCUUCCAAAGGCCAGCGUUGACCUGCAGGCGCCCGAGGCCACCCUCAGCCUGGAGGGAGAAGCCAAAGUCGCAGAGAAGGAGGCCGCCAAGACCAAGGAUGGCAAGUUCAAGAUGCCCAAAUUCGGCAUGCCAUCUUUUGGCUGGUCCAGCAGCAGAGAGGCCAAGGGCACCGUGUCCGCCGAGGUGGACGUCAGCCUCAAGGAACCAGAAGUGCCGCUGCCCUCGGCAGCCGCAGAAGUGGACGUCACGCUGCCCUCGGCCGACAUCCAAGCGCCCGGUGUGGAGGUGACCGUAGAGACACCCGCCGUAGCAGCAGAGGGCGAGAAAGGCCGAUUCAAAAUGCCCGAUGUCAAGAUGCCCAGCGUCAAGCUGCCCAAAGUCAAAGGUCCCCAGGUGCAGGUCAGCCUGCCCAAGGCCGAAGUCUCGCUGGCCAAAGGCCAGGAGGGCGAAGUCGCCCUGCAGGGCCCCGAGGCUGAAGCCAGCCUGGAGGUGGCCUCAGGCAAAGCUGAAGGUGGUGGGAUGAAAAUACACAUGCCCAAAGCCAAGGUGCCCAGCGUGGUCUUCUCCAAGCCCACUGUCAAGUCUCCCAAGUUGGAGGCGGACGUCAGCCUCCCGCAGGCAGAGCUCAAGGCUGCUGACGCUGACCUCAGCAUCACGGCCCCCGACAUCAAGCUGCCCUCUGUCGAAGGCUCCCUGGAGCUCCAGGCGCCCGACAUCGACCUCAAAGGGCCCUCCGCCGAAGGAGAGCUCAAGCUGGAAGGCACCGGCCUGAAAGGCAAGCUCAAGAUGCCCAAGUUCGACAAGCCCAAAUUUGCAGUCUCCUCCUCCAAGGCCGAGGCGCCCACAGCCAAGGUCAGCCUGCCCAGCGCAGAAGUCGACCUCCCCUCUGCCACCGUGACAGCCACAGGGGAGGGCCCAGGGCUGGGCUUGAAAGCCGACGUUUCUGGCGCCAAGACCGAGGGCGCCGGCUGGAAGCUGGAGAAGCCCUCCCUCGAGAUGCCCAAAGCUGACAUCAAAGCUCCCAAGGUGGACAUCAGCCUGCCCUCCGUCGAUGUCACCCUUCCAAAGGCCAGCGUUGACCUGCAGGCGCCCGAGGCCACCCUCAGCCUGGAGGGAGAAGCCAAAGUCGCAGAGAAGGAGGCCGCCAAGACCAAGGAUGGCAAGUUCAAGAUGCCCAAAUUCGGCAUGCCAUCUUUUGGCUGGUCCAGCAGCAGAGAGGCCAAGGGCACCGUGUCCGCCGAGGUGGACGUCAGCCUCAAGGAACCAGAAGUGCCGCUGCCCUCGGCAGCCGCAGAAGUGGACGUCACGCUGCCCUCGGCCGACAUCCAAGCGCCCGGUGUGGAGGUGACCGUAGAGACACCCGCCGUAGCAGCAGAGGGCGAGAAAGGCCGAUUCAAAAUGCCCGAUGUCAAGAUGCCCAGCGUCAAGCUGCCCAAAGUCAAAGGUCCCCAGGUGCAGGUCAGCCUGCCCAAGGCCGAAGUCUCGCUGGCCAAAGGCCAGGAGGGCGAAGUCGCCCUGCAGGGCCCCGAGGCUGAAGCCAGCCUGGAGGUGGCCUCAGGCAAAGCUGAAGGUGGUGGGAUGAAAAUACACAUGCCCAAAGCCAAGGUGCCCAGCGUGGUCUUCUCCAAGCCCACUGUCAAGUCUCCCAAGUUGGAGGCGGACGUCAGCCUCCCGCAGGCAGAGCUCAAGGCUGCUGACGCUGACCUCAGCAUCACGGCCCCCGACAUCAAGCUGCCCUCUGUCGAAGGCUCCCUGGAGCUCCAGGCGCCCGACAUCGACCUCAAAGGGCCCUCCGCCGAAGGAGAGCUCAAGCUGGAAGGCACCAGCCUGAAAGGCAAGCUCAAGAUGCCCAAGUUCGACAAGCCCAAAUUUGCAGUCUCCUCUUCCAAGGCUGAGGCGCCCACAGCCAAGGUCAGCCUGCCCAGCGCAGAAGUCGACCUCCCCUCUGCCACCGUGACAGCAACAGGGGAGGGCCCCGGGCUGGGCUUGAAAGCCGACGUUUCUGGCGCCAAGACCGAGGGCGCCGGCUGGAAGCUGGAGAAGCCCUCCCUCGAGAUGCCCAAAGCUGACAUCAAAGCUCCCAAGGUGGACAUCAGCCUGCCCUCCGUCGAUGUCACCCUUCCAAAGGCCAGCGUUGACCUGCAGGCGCCCGAGGCCACCCUCAGCCUGGAGGGAGAAGCCAAAGUCGCAGAGAAGGAGGCCGCCAAGACCAAGGAUGGCAAGUUCAAGAUGCCCAAAUUCGGCAUGCCAUCUUUUGGCUGGUCCAGCAGCAGAGAGGCCAAGGGCACCGUGUCCGCCGAGGUGGACGUCAGCCUCAAGGAACCAGAAGUGCCGCUGCCCUCGGCAGCCGCAGAAGUGGACGUCACGCUGCCCUCGGCCGACAUCCAAGCGCCCGGUGUGGAGGUGACCGUAGAGACACCCGCCGUAGCAGCAGAGGGCGAGAAAGGCCGAUUCAAAAUGCCCGAUGUCAAGAUGCCCAGCGUCAAGCUGCCCAAAGUCAAAGGUCCCCAGGUGCAGGUCAGCCUGCCCAAGGCCGAAGUCUCGCUGGCCAAAGGCCAGGAGGGCGAAGUCGCCCUGCAGGGCCCCGAGGCUGAAGCCAGCCUGGAGGUGGCCUCAGGCAAAGCUGAAGGUGGUGGGAUGAAAAUACACAUGCCCAAAGUCAAGGUGCCCAGCGUGGUCUUCUCCAAGCCCACUGUCAAGUCUCCCAAGUUGGAGGCGGACGUCAGCCUCCCGCAGGCAGAGCUCAAGGCUGCUGACGCUGACCUCAGCAUCACGGCCCCCGACAUCAAGCUGCCCUCUGUCGAAGGCUCCCUGGAGCUCCAGGCGCCCGACAUCGACCUCAAAGGGCCCUCCGCCGAAGGAGAGCUCAAGCUGGAAGGCACCGGCCUGAAAGGCAAGCUCAAGAUGCCCAAGUUCGACAAGCCCAAAUUUGCAGUCUCCUCCUCCAAGGCCGAGGCGCCCACAGCCAAGGUCAGCCUGCCCAGCGCAGAAGUCGACCUCCCCUCUGCCACCGUGACAGCCACAGGGGAGGGCCCAGGGCUGGGCUUGAAAGCCGACGUUUCUGGCGCCAAGACCGAGGGCGCCGGCUGGAAGCUGGAGAAGCCCUCCCUCGAGAUGCCCAAAGCUGACAUCAAAGCUCCCAAGGUGGACAUCAGCCUGCCCUCCGUCGAUGUCACCCUUCCAAAGGCCAGCGUUGACCUGCAGGCGCCCGAGGCCACCCUCAGCCUGGAGGGAGAAGCCAAAGUCGCAGAGAAGGAGGCCGCCAAGACCAAGGAUGGCAAGUUCAAGAUGCCCAAAUUCGGCAUGCCAUCUUUUGGCUGGUCCAGCAGCAGAGAGGCCAAGGGCACCGUGUCCGCCGAGGUGGACGUCAGCCUCAAGGAACCAGAAGUGCCGCUGCCCUCGGCAGCCGCAGAAGUGGACGUCACGCUGCCCUCGGCCGACAUCCAAGCGCCCGGUGUGGAGGUGACCGUAGAGACACCCGCCGUAGCAGCAGAGGGCGAGAAAGGCCGAUUCAAAAUGCCCGAUGUCAAGAUGCCCAGCGUCAAGCUGCCCAAAGUCAAAGGUCCCCAGGUGCAGGUCAGCCUGCCCAAGGCCGAAGUCUCGCUGGCCAAAGGCCAGGAGGGCGAAGUCGCCCUGCAGGGCCCCGAGGCUGAAGCCAGCCUGGAGGUGGCCUCAGGCAAAGCUGAAGGUGGUGGGAUGAAAAUACACAUGCCCAAAGUCAAGGUGCCCAGCGUGGUCUUCUCCAAGCCCACUGUCAAGUCUCCCAAGUUGGAGGCGGACGUCAGCCUCCCGCAGGCAGAGCUCAAGGCUGCUGACGCUGACCUCAGCAUCACGGCCCCCGACAUCAAGCUGCCCUCUGUCGAAGGCUCCCUGGAGCUCCAGGCGCCCGACAUCGACCUCAAAGGGCCCUCCGCCGAAGGAGAGCUCAAGCUGGAAGGCACCGGCCUGAAAGGCAAGCUCAAGAUGCCCAAGUUCGACAAGCCCAAAUUUGCAGUCUCCUCCUCCAAGGCCGAGGCGCCCACAGCCAAGGUCAGCCUGCCCAGCGCAGAAGUCGACCUCCCCUCUGCCACCGUGACAGCCACAGGGGAGGGCCCAGGGCUGGGCUUGAAAGCCGACGUUUCUGGCGCCAAGACCGAGGGCGCCGGCUGGAAGCUGGAGAAGCCCUCCCUCGAGAUGCCCAAAGCUGACAUCAAAGCUCCCAAGGUGGACAUCAGCCUGCCCUCCGUCGAUGUCACCCUUCCAAAGGCCAGCGUUGACCUGCAGGCGCCCGAGGCCACCCUCAGCCUGGAGGGAGAAGCCAAAGUCGCAGAGAAGGAGGCCGCCAAGACCAAGGAUGGCAAGUUCAAGAUGCCCAAAUUCGGCAUGCCAUCUUUUGGCUGGUCCAGCAGCAGAGAGGCCAAGGGCACCGUGUCCGCCGAGGUGGACGUCAGCCUCAAGGAACCAGAAGUGCCGCUGCCCUCGGCAGCCGCAGAAGUGGACGUCACGCUGCCCUCGGCCGACAUCCAAGCGCCCGGUGUGGAGGUGACCGUAGAGACACCCGCCGUAGCAGCAGAGGGCGAGAAAGGCCGAUUCAAAAUGCCCGAUGUCAAGAUGCCCAGCGUCAAGCUGCCCAAAGUCAAAGGUCCCCAGGUGCAGGUCAGCCUGCCCAAGGCCGAAGUCUCGCUGGCCAAAGGCCAGGAGGGCGAAGUCGCCCUGCAGGGCCCCGAGGCUGAAGCCAGCCUGGAGGUGGCCUCAGGCAAAGCUGAAGGUGGUGGGAUGAAAAUACACAUGCCCAAAGUCAAGGUGCCCAGCGUGGUCUUCUCCAAGCCCACUGUCAAGUCUCCCAAGUUGGAGGCGGACGUCAGCCUCCCGCAGGCAGAGCUCAAGGCUGCUGACGCUGACCUCAGCAUCACGGCCCCCGACAUCAAGCUGCCCUCUGUCGAAGGCUCCCUGGAGCUCCAGGCGCCCGACAUCGACCUCAAAGGGCCCUCCGCCGAAGGAGAGCUGAAGCUGGAAGGCACCGGCCUGAAAGGCAAGCUCAAGAUGCCCAAGUUCGACAAGCCCAAAUUUGCAGUCUCGUCCUCCAAGGCCGAGGCGCCCACAGCCAAGGUCAGCCUGCCCAGCGCAGAAGUCGACCUCCCCUCUGCCACCGUGACAGCCACAGGGGAGGGCCCAGGGCUGGGCUUGAAAGCCGACGUUUCUGGCGCCAAGACCGAGGGCGCCGGCUGGAAGCUGGAGAAGCCCUCCCUCGAGAUGCCCAAAGCUGACAUCAAAGCUCCCAAGGUGGACAUCAGCCUGCCCUCCGUCGAUGUCACCCUUCCAAAGGCCAGCGUUGACCUGCAGGCGCCCGAGGCCACCCUCAGCCUGGAGGGAGAAGCCAAAGUCGCAGAGAAGGAGGCCGCCAAGACCAAGGAUGGCAAGUUCAAGAUGCCCAAAUUCGGCAUGCCAUCUUUUGGCUGGUCCAGCAGCAGAGAGGCCAAGGGCACCGUGUCCGCCGAGGUGGACGUCAGCCUCAAGGAACCAGAAGUGCCGCUGCCCUCGGCAGCCGCAGAAGUGGACGUCACGCUGCCCUCGGCCGACAUCCAAGCGCCCGGUGUGGAGGUGACCGUAGAGACACCCGCCGUAGCAGCAGAGGGCGAGAAAGGCCGAUUCAAAAUGCCCGAUGUCAAGAUGCCCAGCGUCAAGCUGCCCAAAGUCAAAGGUCCCCAGGUGCAGGUCAGCCUGCCCAAGGCCGAAGUCUCGCUGGCCAAAGGCCAGGAGGGCGAAGUCGCCCUGCAGGGCCCCGAGGCUGAAGCCAGCCUGGAGGUGGCCUCAGGCAAAGCUGAAGGUGGUGGGAUGAAAAUACACAUGCCCAAAGUCAAGGUGCCCAGCGUGGUCUUCUCCAAGCCCACUGUCAAGUCUCCCAAGCUGGAGGCGGACGUCAGCCUCCCGCAGGCAGAGCUCAAGGCUGCUGACGCUGACCUCAGCAUCACGGCCCCCGACAUCAAGCUGCCCUCUGUCGAAGGCUCCCUGGAGCUCCAGGCGCCCGACAUCGACCUCAAAGGGCUCUCCGCCGAAGGAGAGCUCAAGCUGGAAGGCACGGGCCUGAAAGGCAAGCUCAAGAUGCCCAAGUUCGACAAGCCCAAAUUUGCAGUCUCGUCCUCCAAGGCCGAGGCGCCCACAGCCAAGGUCAGCCUGCCCAGCGCAGAAGUCGACCUCCCCUCUGCCACCGUGACAGCAACAGGGGAGGGCCCCGGGCUGGGCUUGAAAGCCGACGUUUCUGGCGCCAAGACCGAGGGCGCCGGCUGGAAGCUGGAGAAGCCCUCCCUCGAGAUGCCCAAAGCUGACAUCAAAGCUCCCAAGGUGGACAUCAGCCUGCCCUCCGUCGAUGUCACCCUUCCAAAGGCCAGCGUUGACCUGCAGGCGCCCGAGGCCACCCUCAGCCUGGAGGGAGAAGCCAAAGUCGCAGAGAAGGAGGCCGCCAAGAUCAAGGAUGGCAAGUUCAAGAUGCCCAAAUUCGGCAUGCCAUCUUUUGGCUGGUCCAGCAGCAAAGAGGCCAAGGGCACCGUGUCCGCCGAGGUGGACGUCAGCCUCAAGGAACCAGAAGUGCCGCUGCCCUCGGCAGCUGCUGAAGUGGACGUCACGCUGCCCUCGGCCGACAUCCAAGCGCCCGGUGUGGAGGUGACCGUAGAGACACCCGCCGUAGCAGCAGAGGGCGAGAAAGGCCGAUUCAAAAUGCCCGAUGUCAAGAUGCCCAGCGUCAAGCUGCCCAAAGUCAAAGGUCCCCAGGUGCAGGUCAGCCUGCCCAAGGCCGAAGUCUCGCUGGCCAAAGGCCAGGAGGGCGAAGUCGCCCUGCAGGGCCCCGAGGCUGAAGCCAGCCUGGAGGUGGCCUCAGGCAAAGCUGAAGGUGGUGGGAUGAAAAUACACAUGCCCAAAGUCAAGGUGCCCAGCGUGGUCUUCUCCAAGCCCACUGUCAAGUCUCCCAAGUUGGAGGCGGACGUCAGCCUCCCGCAGGCAGAGCUCAAGGCUGCUGACGCUGACCUCAGCAUCACGGCCCCCGACAUCAAGCUGCCCUCUGUCGAAGGCUCCCUGGAGCUCCAGGCGCCCGACAUCGACCUCAAAGGGCCCUCCGCCGAAGGAGAGCUGAAGCUGGAUGGCACCGGCCUGAAAAGCAAGCUCAAGAUGCCCAAGUUCGACAAGCCCAAAUUUGCAGUCUCGUCCUCCAAGGCCGAGGCGCCCACAGCCAAGGUCAGCCUGCCCAGCGCAGAAGUCGACCUCCCCUCUGCCACCGUGACAGCCACAGGGGAGGGCCCAGGGCUGGGCUUGAAAGCCGACGUUUCUGGCGCCAAGACCGAGGGCGCCGGCUGGAAGCUGGAGAAGCCCUCCCUCGAGAUGCCCAAAGCUGACAUCAAAGCUCCCAAGGUGGACAUCAGCCUGCCCUCCGUCGAUGUCACCCUUCCAAAGGCCAGCGUUGACCUGCAGGCGCCCGAGGCCACCCUCAGCCUGGAGGGAGAAGCCAAAGUCGCAGAGAAGGAGGCCGCCAAGACCAAGGAUGGCAAGUUCAAGAUGCCCAAAUUCGGCAUGCCAUCUUUUGGCUGGUCCAGCAGCAGAGAGGCCAAGGGCACCGUGUCCGCCGAGGUGGACGUCAGCCUCAAGGAACCAGAAGUGCCGCUGCCCUCGGCAGCCGCAGAAGUGGACGUCACGCUGCCCUCGGCCGACAUCCAAGCGCCCGGUGUGGAGGUGACCGUAGAGACACCCGCCGUAGCAGCAGAGGGCGAGAAAGGCCGAUUCAAAAUGCCCGAUGUCAAGAUGCCCAGCGUCAAGCUGCCCAAAGUCAAAGGUCCCCAGGUGCAGGUCAGCCUGCCCAAGGCCGAAGUCUCGCUGGCCAAAGGCCAGGAGGGCGAAGUCGCCCUGCAGGGCCCCGAGGCUGAAGCCAGCCUGGAGGUGGCCUCAGGCAAAGCUGAAGGUGGUGGGAUGAAAAUACACAUGCCCAAAGUCAAGGUGCCCAGCGUGGUCUUCUCCAAGCCCACUGUCAAGUCUCCCAAGUUGGAGGCGGACGUCAGCCUCCCGCAGGCAGAGCUCAAGGCUGCUGACGCUGACCUCAGCAUCACGGCCCCCGACAUCAAGCUGCCCUCUGUCGAAGGCUCCCUGGAGCUCCAGGCGCCCGACAUCGACCUCAAAGGGCCCUCCGCCGAAGGAGAGCUGAAGCUGGAUGGCACCGGCCUGAAAGGCAAGCUCAAGAUGCCCAAGUUCGACAAGCCCAAAUUUGCAGUCUCCUCUUCCAAGGCUGAGGCGCCCACAGCCAAGGUCAGCCUGCCCAGCGCAGAAGUCGACCUCCCCUCUGCCACCGUGACAGCAACAGGGGAGGGCCCCGGGCUGGGCUUGAAAGCCGACGUUUCUGGCGCCAAGACCGAGGGCGCCGGCUGGAAGCUGGAGAAGCCCUCCCUCGAGAUGCCCAAAGCUGACAUCAAAGCUCCCAAGGUGGACAUCAGCCUGCCCUCCGUCGAUGUCACCCUUCCAAAGGCCAGCGUUGACCUGCAGGCGCCCGAGGCCACCCUCAGCCUGGAGGGAGAAGCCAAAGUCGCAGAGAAGGAGGCCGCCAAGACCAAGGAUGGCAAGUUCAAGAUGCCCAAAUUCGGCAUGCCAUCUUUUGGCUGGUCCAGCAGCAGAGAGGCCAAGGGCACCGUGUCCGCCGAGGUGGACGUCAGCCUCAAGGAACCAGAAUUGCCGCUGCCCUCGGCAGCCGCAGAAGUGGAUGUGACAUUGGCUGACUCUGAGACCCAAGCUCUUAGUUUAGAUGUUCCCCUAGGAUCUUCCACUGGUAUAGAGGAGGAAAUUGGUAAAUCUAAGACUUCUGCAUUUAGAUUGCCUAAAAUGUCUCUUUCUAAAAGUUUCAAACCUCAUGGACAAAAGCAGCCUGGAUUUGAUGUUUCUGUUUCAGAAACUAUUUGUCAUUCCUUAACAGAUGAAACUUCUUCUUUUCCUUCUGAGAGUGUUGGAUCUAAACGUUUGUCUCACAUUAAGGGAGAAAGUGUAUCUAAAAGUUCCAAAUUCAGAGUUCCUAGCAUUGGCUUCUCUAAAAUGGAAGUGACUUCAUCUAAAAUUGAUUUGGAACCUUCAAUAGAAAAGAAUGAUAUUACUCUUACUAAAUAUGAAAUUAAUCUAACAGAAUCUCGAUCAAAACCAGCACCUCUUGCUGAUGAUAAUCUUUCAGAUUUUGAAAUUUUAAGUGAAGAUGGUUCUGAGGAGCAAGGAGGUUUUAAGCUAGAGGGAAAAACAACAUCUGCUGAUACAUCUUUGGUAGACACAGAGGUCACAGUUAAAAUUCCUAAAUUCCGAAAACCAAAAUUCAGAAUUCGAUCUAAGGGAAAAGGAUCUCAAAGUGACAUUGGUUUUAACGUGGAUUCUGAAAUUUCCAAGGGAAGGAUAAUAUCUGAUAUGACUGAUCCUGAUAUUGAAAAACCAGCUCAAACAUCUGAUGCCGAACUUGGUGUAAGGUUGCAUAAGCCUGCACUUGAAGUUGUUCUGGAUGCACCAACAAUGGAUCCAAAUCUGUCACCCAUGGAGAUUCCCUUGCCAAAAUUAGAUGCAGAAAUCUAUGGCCCAGAUUUAGAGUGCAAGGCAGAACAGGAAGUAGUUACAGGAGAGAAGGGUACUGAGGAGAAAGAAAACAAACUUAAAUCAUCAAAAUUCAAACUGCCUUCAUUUAGGUGGUCACCAAAGAAAGAAGCUAUUGCUCCUUCUCAUGUUGAGGAACAUCUGGAAGGACCCACUUUGUCUACUUUAUCUGGAGACAUGGGGUCUGAAUUAACUUUUCCUACUCCUGAGAAUCAAUAUGUCCAUGAGGAAUUUGAUACAACAGAAAAAGACAGUGAAAAGGCCAAAACCAAGAAGUCCCAAUUUACCAUGCCAAAGAUCUCAUUCCCUAAAAUUAAGGGUCAGAAAGUACAGGUCUCUCUGCCUGUACUGGAAACUGAUGUUUCUGGACCUAAACAAGAAAAAGAAAAUGUUUCUCUUCAGAAAUCUGAGAAAGAGAGUAGUGGAGAAGGGGCAGGACUUGGCAUAAAAGUGCCAAAAGUUACAGUCCCAACUUUGGAAUUUUCCAAACCAGAAGCCAAAGCUCCUAAAAUAGAGAUGGAUAUUAGCAUGCCUACAGGUGACAUCACAGUUCCUACCUGCGAAGAAGGUGAUCUGACAGUGAAAUCAGCUGCUGCUCGUGCCAGUCUCUCCACCUCAGAUAUUAAGACGAUAUCUGAACAUUCGCUUGAGGUGAAGAGUCCUGGCAUAAGUGUUGAAAGAACAUCAGGUGAAAUUGUUGUGGGUGAUGUAGAGAUAAAAGCUGAAGGUUCUGAAGGGAAAACAAAAAUGUCUAAAUUCCAAAUGCCAAAGGUAGGAAUUACACUUUCUAAAGGGAAAGGAUCACAAAAGGAUGUUGAGCAAUCCAAAUCAGAAGUCAAGGUUCCCCAGCUAAAAGCAACAGUAGAAAUAUCUGACAUUGCUGUUGAAGCACCAGGCUUGGAGGUGGAAUGUGGCACAGAAUCGGAGACUUACAGCCCUGAAGCCAAAAUUACCAAAACUGACAGUAAGGCAUCAGAGGCUGACGUUCAGCUGCCAUCAGCUGACAUUUCUGUUCCAAAAACAGGCAGUGAUAUUCAGGAUUCAGGUGCAGCAGUAAAGAUCAAGGGGGAAAUAAAGCAAGAUGGAGAUGGAGAAGAGAAAGAAGGACAUUUCAAAAUGCCCAAAUUCAAACUUCCAUCCUUCAGUUGGUCACCAAAGAAGGAAGCAAGUGUUAAAUCAGAUUCUGGAGCAAAUUUAGAAGACCAAAAGCUUUCUGUCAUGUCAAGCAGAAUAGAGACAGAAGUGAAAGGAACUACAACUGAUGAUCAAGGUAGUGGGCCAGACCUUGAUCUUGAAAUAUCUGCAGGAAAAGUUGAACAAAAAAGUCCAAUUAAAAAGCCUCAAUUUGUCAUGCCUAAAAUUUCACUCUCCAAGAUCAAGGUUCCAAAAUCUCAGUCUCAUUCACCAAAAGUUGAAGCUAAUGCUGCUCUUUCUAAAACAGAAAUAGAGGCUGAUGAUUCAAUUAAGAUACCUGAUAUAGAAAAAAGUCAUCCUGAAGGGACUGAAGAAGGGGCACAAAUAAUCAUAAAACCGGCUGACACUACGGUCCGCACUCUGGAGUUUUCCAGAGUAGAAACUGAAGCCUCUAAAACUGAAAUAACAGUCAGCUCAGCAAAGAUUGAUGCUUCUUUGACUCCCUCAGAGGGGAGUUUUCAACAGGUUGACUUAAAAAUAAGUUCUACCACUGAAUGUAACAUUCAAAAAGCUGGUAUUAAGCUCCCCAAAGGAGAAGCUUCAGCUGAUUUGAAGAGCCCUGAUAUAUUAACAGAAAGCUCAUCAGUUGUGGAUGGAAGAACAGUGAAACUGGAAGGUCCUGAGGGGAAGAUUAAAAUGCCCAAAUUCCAGAAGACAAAGUUUGGAAUCUCCCCAACAAAAGGGAAAGUCCCAGAGACAGAGAUCAGCUCACCAAAAAUAGAAGCUGAGCUACCCCAUCUAAGAAUGACAAAAGAAAUUGGUGACAUUGCUGUGGGAGUUCCAGCAUCAGAACUUACAUUUGAUGUGUCAGAUCCUGGAGCAGUUGAUGGCAAGAUAAAAACACCCCAAGCUCUGACAGGUGGCACUGUAGAUGCAAAGGUAGACAUAAGCACCCAGUCAGUGUCUAAACCAAAGACAGAGGGAGUUACUGAGAGUCUUGAGGAGAAGGAAAUCAAACUAAAAGAACAUGAAAUAAAAGUUGAAGAAGUUCAGACUGAAGAACACCAGGGAUGGUUUAAAAUGCCAAAAUUCAGAAUACCUGCAUUUGGCAGGGCAUCCUCAAAGGAAAAGAAACAUGAUGCUGACACUGAAAGAAGUAUGGAAAAAGCUCAGGCAACUAUUCCUUCUGCUCAAAUACAAACUGAAACAAGUAUUCCUGGAAAUACCUUCUCAUUACCACAUGCAGUUGCUGAAAUUACUAUUGGAAAAGAAGGGAUUCAAAAAUUAGGAGAUUCUGUGAAGAGUUCUGAUGCUGGCUUGCCAAAGGUGGAAGGAGAUAUUUCAUUAUCCACAGAAAAAACAGAUAGUAGAGUGAAUACUCCAAAAACUGAAACUUAUGCAGAUGUAGUUAAGCGCAGUGUUGAAGGACGUACUUCAGAAAUCACAGUGUCUGCAGCAGAAUUGUCUAAACCAUACCCAAGUACUUCAGAAACUGACAAAGACAAGAGUUCAGCAAAUAGGUUUCCUACAUGUACACUGACAUUUCCAGAGCAUAAAGGCAAAUCACAGGAUAUAGAAGUCCCAAAGGUAGAAAGUUCCAUGAAGUUAGAGACAUCAGGGGUAGGAUGUAAACCAUCAUCAGCUGAAAUUAGUCUAGAUGCAACACAGAAGAAAAGAGAUGUUAGUCUUCCAAAGGAAGAGCUAGAUAUUCAAAAUAAAGAGGCAGCAAUUAAAAAAGGAAAGAUAAAGGGCGAAGUGAAAAUCAUAGGAAAAGACAGUGAAGAAAGUCAGUUAAAAAGGACUGUGUGUGAAUGGUCUACAACAAAAGGAUCAGAAGAUGGUACUUACGUUACUGCUAAGAUGGAAGAUCUAAAGGUAGAAGUUCCAACAGUGAAGACGGAUGUUAAAAUUACUACAGUAGAUCCUGAAAUGAAAUUUCAGGUGAAAAGUGUUGAAAAGGAUGUGUCUGCAGGAGUGGAAGUGCAAGUAGAAGACAGAGCAGAAACAAGUAAAAUUAAAGCAUACAAGUUUAAGAUUCCAAAGUUUGGAAUGUUGCAUUCAGAAAUCAAGGGGUUUGAAGAUGAUACCAAUUUGCCAAAGUCAGAAGCUGAUUCAGCACCUAAAAGAGGCACAGCAGAAAUGGAGUUACAAAAACCAGAAGGAUCAAUUGGCCUGGAAAAUCAAGCUCUAGAUCAUAUAGAAGCAUCUGCCAGAAUAACAGGGGAAACAGUGGACCAAACACAAGGUGUCCCAGAAGUAAUUGUAAGAAUUCCCAAACUAAAAAUACCAAGAUUCACUUUCAGAACUCUCCCAAUUGAAGCUGAUGUUUUACUGUCAAAAGUAGUAACAGAUCCAAAGGGAUCUAGUUCUGACAUUGAAAUAGUGAAACUGCAAGCAAGCUCUGCUAUCCCAGAAGAAACACCAGGAGCUCUAGAGGGGGGUAUUCAAAAAGCAAAAAGCAAGAUUUUAACAGUGACUGAACCUGACAUUAAAACAGCACAAAUGACAGCUACCAUAGAGUCGUCCCUUUCAAGUGCAGGGCAAGACAUCCAUUGGUCUUACAUAGAGGGCCAAGAAGUAAGUGAGAAAGUAGAACCUGAACAUGUUGCUAUUGAGCGAUGUGAGAUCUACACAACUGAAAUACUGAAAGAAUCAGAGAUUCUGUCAGCAGAGGUCAAAACUGCUGCUUUGGGAUUCUCAUUGCUAAAGGCAAAGUUGCCGGAAUCACACAGUGAUUUAGAUGUGCUGGUCCAGCAGCCAUCUCCAACAGGAGAUGUAUCAAUGGGAAAACCUACAGGUGCUGGUGAAAGCUUUGGAGGAGCAGCACAGAGAACUGGCAGUGCUGAGCCUAAACUAUCUGACAAACCACACCAUGAAUCUGAAGAAUCUAGAGGAAAAGUAAGAUUGACAAAGUUAAAAACAUCUACUACUGAAGUGAAGUGUUCCAGUAAACUUGAAGAGAGUUUUCCUGAUAAAUCACCAGAGGGAAUAACUGCAGUUCCUCUCUCUAAAGAUGAAGAUGUAGUUGAAGCAGUGGAAGGUGAAGAAAAAGACAUAACCAAUGAGAAAGAAAAGACUGAUAAUAAAAGAUCUCCUGGAAGAUUCAAAUUUUGGCUUCCAAGUAUUGGCUUUUCAUCUUCUGGGGAUGAAACAAGCACAGAUGCAAAACCAGAAAUAAAAAAAUCAGUUCCAGAAGAUGUGAAACCUGCUGACACAUCAGAUGAUUCCUCUAAGCAGGCUGAAAAACCUGGAUGGUUUCGAUUUCCCAAGCUUGGUUUCACAUCUCCUUCCAAAAAGGCUAAGUCUGUUGACAAAGAAGAGGUGGGUCAUAAAGAGGUGAGACUCUCAGAUGAAGAUAGCCCAACAGAUAAACCAGAUGUGUUUUUUGAUGCACAAGAAAGCUUAUCACCUAAAGAAAUAGAAGGUGAAAAAGCUGAAACUGAUGGGGCCUCAUCUAUCGUGACAUCUUCAGCAAGAACUGAACUAAUCUUGUUGGAGGAAGAAAAAGAUAGUAAAUCUAAUAUUGUUGGAGGUACAACCAAAUGAAGGUUGUAUUUUCUCAAUCCUCAAUGGAAACAAAAUCAUCCAUAUGUACAGAAGAGAAUAUUUUCCUAAUUUUCCACUAACUGAAGAUUAAAACCCAAGGCUGGUAUUCAUGAAAACACUUGAACAGAAUUUAGUACAUUCAAAUUUUCAAGUACAUGGAUGUACUUACUAGAUUUUAUGCUAAUAAAAAUAAAGAUUUCUUCAUAUCUACCCCAAGGGCAACAAUUAUGACAGGUGCAGAGGGGCCCAUAGUUUGAGCAAAGUCCGAGUAGAUACCAGAACCAUGGAAGUAAAUCAUUGAAAGGUUCAACAAUAACAAAAGGCUUCUUAAAGAGGCUUCUCAAAACACACUGGUUGUAUUUAGAUUACAGAUUAUUUCCAGAAUGGGUUCUAAAAUAGUACUAUGAGAACUAUACUUACCUGUUUAGAUUUUGGAACUUUCUGAUCUACUUUUGCUUUGUUAUUAAAAUGUUUUUCUCUAUUUCAGCUAUGGUAGUAUGUAUAUUCCACAAACACUUUAAAAUAUAAAAUACAAAGUAAAUACUAGUGUAGAGAGACUAAUGCUUUGCCUCUUCCUCUCCUCUUAUUUUUUUAUUAUUGUGGCGGGUCGUAUUUAGCCUUAAAAUAAUUUUAAAAAAACAGCAAAAACCAACAGAAUCGUUUCAAGACCAAAAAACAUGUAACUAGAUCAUAUUUGUAAGAUACCAGAAUAAAAAAUGCUUACAAAGAAUAUUAUUCAAAUGUGGAUAAAUAAAUUUUUCUGUAUAUACUUAUGGGAUAGUUCAAUGCUUAGAAUGAUCUGCCACACUGGUGGAAUUGCUUCAGAGAUAUUCCGGGGAAGGAGGUGUAUAUAAUUAUUUGCUGCUUUGUUUAUAUUAAUGCUUCUCUCAAGUGCACAAUGAAAACCAGAGUGCAUAUGUGACAGCCUUCACAUGUACCAUUAAAACACUGUCUGUAUUCUUAAUUCACAAUAAACUCACUGUAUGAAUAAUAA
Prinia subflava (tawny-flanked prinia) is the source of this 27135-nucleotide messenger RNA. Its product is annotated as protein AHNAK2-like. Gene Ontology annotation, molecular function: protein binding. Gene Ontology annotation, cellular component: cytoplasm; nucleus. The record is from RefSeq and is a predicted model, not a curated record. The transcript has 8 exons. Bases 297 to 26141 code for a protein of 8614 amino acids. Gene Ontology annotation, biological process: regulation of RNA splicing. NCBI's taxonomy places the organism in Eukaryota, Metazoa, Chordata, Aves, Passeriformes, Cisticolidae.